Messenger RNA from Coregonus sp. 'balchen', 1748 nucleotides. NCBI's taxonomy places the organism in Eukaryota, Metazoa, Chordata, Actinopteri, Salmoniformes, Salmonidae. The record is from the annotation of a GenBank genome assembly.
CACCGCAGCAACAUUAAGAUAUCCGGUUUUCGGAUUUUGCCUUCAAAUUAAAAUUCGAAAUACCGUGACCCGGAAGUACCUUUUUUGUGUUGCGAUGAGAAGCUGAUUUUUGUUUUUUUGUUAGGUAUCAGCUUCUUUCCUUGAUGAAUUUGGAGAUUCGUCUUGCUGUUUUUGUAAUGACAAAACAAUUAUAAGGCGCCGUUAUAGAGAACAUUUGGUUCAGAGCAAGCAACUGGAUAUCAGCUCUGUGGCUUUUUCUUUUACUGUAACGUUAGCUAGGAAGGUUCAUUAAUUCAGUGUGACAAGCAGCAUGGCGUCCGGAGGCGGUUCAACAACAACUGUCGGAGAUAUUGAGGAGGACGCUUCUCAGCUACUGUUCCCCAAAGGUGCGUAUCCAGCUUAUUUAUGUUAACUAGCUUGAAUAUAACGAUUCACUUAACCCUCCCGUUUUCCUAGGGUCAAAAUGACCCGCCACUGUGUUGAACCAACUUUAUUUAAUUUUUAUAUUUUUGGGAUCAUUUGUGAGAAGGAGGCAGUGAGACUUUAAAGGAAGAAUCACUGCCUCCUUCUCACAAAUGAUCCCAAAAAUAUAAAAAUUAAAUAAAGUUGGUUCAACACAGUGGCGGGUCAUUUUGACCCUAGGACAACGGGAGGGUUAAGGUAUUUAGCUAGCUAACUAUAUCCAACAUUAAAACACACCUGUGUUCUUCAGAGUUCGAGAACGCGGAGACACUUCUAAACUCCGAGGUACACAUGCUUCUGGAGCAUCGCAAGCAGCAGAACGAGAGUGCAGAGGACGAACAAGAGCUAUCGGAGGUCUUCAUGAAAACUCUGAAUUAUACUGCACGUUUCAGCCGGUUCAAAAACAGAGAAACUAUAGCCAGUGUCCGCAGGUCAGUGUAGCUGUUGUCACUAUCACAACCAAAAACCAAUGUCAGUACCGUAUAAAAUACAAUAUAUAUUUAUAUGGUGGUUAAUGUGUCCAUUAACUUUUCGGGAUUACUGAAAUGAUUGCCCUGUAUCCUACAGCUUGCUCUUACAGAAGAAGCUGCAUAAAUUUGAGUUGGCCAGUUUGGCCAACCUGUGUCCAGAAGCAGCGGAGGAGGCCAAAGCCCUCAUCCCUAGGUAAGACCUGCUGUUACUGCCUCCUCACAUAUCACCAUACUCAGUCAUCUAACCCUAACCUUGUCUCUAGUUGGGUAGCAGCCGGCUCUUGACCAGGAAACCAGGCGUAAAUAUUUGGUAUAGAUUAAAAUGUAGUGACAGUAGUUUUGCUGUUGUGUACUGAAGCCUGUUUGUUCUGUCUGCAGUCUGGAGGGGCGGUUUGAGGACGAGGAGCUGCAGCAGAUCCUUGAUGACAUCCAGACCAAGAGAAGUUUCCAGUACUGAAGACAAUUCCUCCUCCUCUGGCCUGUUCUAUCCUAAACCCAUCGUUAUGUCAGAAUAUACUGGGCUCUGCUACCCACCCAGAAGGACACUCUGCAUCCCAAAUGACACCCUAUUCCCUAUGUAGUGAAUAGGGUGCAGUUUGGGAUGAAACCUGACACUGACCGUUCUCGACAGGAUGGGUACCUCCAAAUUGGACUGGGGGGGUGUAUCGACAGCCGAGGGGUGCAUCAGGCACCACAGAUCUGUACAUUAAUUGCAAAGAUGAUACAGAUCCAUUUUGAAGACCAUACCAAGCUAGGAUGAAUACAUACAUUCAUAAAUGUAAAUAAUUUUCAAAUAAACAUCUGAAAUGUUUUAUA